AUGCAGCAAUGUGUGAAACUUCGGCAAUUCUAUUAUCUCUUUUUCUUUCUCUCUCCGUGCAGAUGGGCGAACUACGUGAAAGGUGUGAUUCACCAUUUUGCCGUCGAGUCGAAACAGGAAGGUGAGCUGCCCGGUUUCAAUGCCGUGUUUGCCUCCAAUGUACCAGUGGGCGGCGGCUUGUCAUCCAGUGCCGCAGUCGAGGUGGCAACUUUGACGUUUAUGGAGCAGUUGACUGGCAAACAACUUGAAAACAACAAGAAACGCGCUUUAGUAUGUCAAGCCGCUGAGCACAAAUUCGCUGGUAUGCCCUGUGGUAUUAUGGACCAAAUGAUAUCCGUUGCGGGUCAAAAGGAUAAUGCACUGCUGCUGGAUUGUCGCUCACUGGAAACAUUCCAAAUACCAUUUCUUGGCGGCUCUGAGGAUUUGGUGGUUUUAAUUUGCAAUUCAGGUGUGCGCCACGAAUUGUCGAAGAGUGAAUAUCCGACAAGACGCAAACAAUGCGGCGAGGCACUCAAGCUAAUGGAAAAGACGAGCUACAGAGAUGCCACAGUGCAGAAUUUGUCAGUGUUAGAGUCAGAUCCGCUUCUAUUGCGUCGCGCUCGACAUGUCAUAACGGAAACGCAACGAACACAAGACGCGGCUGAAGCCUUAAAGGCACAUGACUUCACAAAGAUGGGCGCACUAAUGAAAGCGUCACAUACAUCACUACGUGACGAUUUCGAAGUAUCCUGCCGUGAAUUGGACGUCCUGGUCGAUGCGGCCAUUAAUUGUUCCGGUGUUUUGGGAUCACGUAUGACCGGCGGUGGCUUUGGCGGCUGCACCGUUACGCUGCUGCAACGCGUUGCGGUCGACAAUGUGAUUGCGACGAUGCGUACAAAUUUCACUAAAGAAUUCAAUAAAGACGCCGCUGAACGUUUGGAAUUCUACAUGUGUGUACCCAGCAAUGGGGCGAGACGUGUCGAUUUGUGAGACGACGCGCGGUGAUAAUAUGAGCAUUGCUGGAAGAAAGUUCUGUAAAUACGUAAAGUAGAAAAAUAAACAACAAUAACAAAGAUAUUAAUAAUAUAAAGAACUUGUACAAAGACA
Molecule: messenger RNA, 1086 nt
Organism: Bactrocera oleae (olive fruit fly)
Lineage: Eukaryota; Metazoa; Arthropoda; Insecta; Diptera; Tephritidae
Source: RefSeq, a predicted model, not a curated record